This is a messenger RNA of Exophiala bonariae, 3279 nucleotides long. RefSeq lists its product as uncharacterized. Gene Ontology annotation, molecular function: metalloendopeptidase activity; metal ion binding. The record is from RefSeq and is a predicted model, not a curated record. Bases 1 to 3279 code for a protein of 1092 amino acids. Gene Ontology annotation, cellular component: mitochondrion; cytosol. The transcript is spliced from 2 exons. NCBI's taxonomy places the organism in Eukaryota, Fungi, Ascomycota, Eurotiomycetes, Chaetothyriales, Herpotrichiellaceae. Gene Ontology annotation, biological process: peptide catabolic process.
AUGGGCUCAGUUCGGCGGAUCACGGAUGAUCUGGAAAAGCCAGAUCUCGACGACAGAUCUUAUCGGGUCAUUGAACUGCCCAACAAGCUGGAAGCAUUGCUGGUUCAUGAUGCACAGACCGAUAAAGCGAGUGCCAGUCUAAAUGUGAAUGUGGGCAAUUUUUCGGACGAAGAAGACAUGCCAGGCAUGGCACAUGCCGUUGAACACCUGCUUUUCAUGGGGACUGAAAAGUAUCCGGUCGAGAAUGAGUACAGCUCUUACCUCUCUUCAAAUUCGGGACAUUCAAAUGCAUACACUGCUGCCACACAAACAAAUUACUUCUUUGAGUGUGCCGCAACCAACGAAUCCAAUGAUCAGCCUGUCAAUGGGUCCGUGGCCAAUGGCCAAGGAAACAGUACCUCACGAGGACCAUUAUAUGGUGCUUUAGAUCGUUUUGCUCAGUUCUUCGUGAAGCCUCUAUUCUUAGAGAAUACACUCGAUCGUGAAUUGAGGGCCGUUGACUCGGAGAACAAGAAAAACCUCCAGAGCGAUGCAUGGCGGUUAUCACAGCUCGCCAAGUCUUUAUCCAACCCGGCUCAUCCUUACCAUCAUUUCUCCACUGGCAAUCUUCAAACUCUGAAGGAAGAUCCAGAGAAGAGAGGUGUGAAAAUUCGUGAAGAGUUCAUCCGAUUCUACGAGCGCCACUAUUCCGCCAAUCGUAUGAAACUUGUUGUCUUGGGCCGUGAGUCUCUCGAGGAUCUUGAACAAUGGGUUGUUGAGUUGUUCUCCGAAGUCAAGAACCAGGAUUUGAAGCAGAAUCGAUGGGAUGGCGUUGAAAUGCUCUCCGACAAACAACUGUUAACGGAGGUUCUUGCCAAGCCGGUCAUGGAAAUGCGCUCGCUGGAGAUCAGUUUCCCAUGGCAAGACGAAGAUGAUAUGUACGAAACUCAACCAGCCAGGUAUAUCAGCCACUUGAUUGGCCAUGAGGGACCCGGCAGUGUUCUUGCAUACCUCAAAGAGAGAGGCCUUGCCCAGACACUUUCGGCUGGGUACCAGCCCGUUUGCCCUGGAUCUGCUUUGUUUGAAAUCGAUGUCGGCCUGACACCAAAGGGGUUGCAGAACUAUCAUGAAGUUGCCAAGAUUGUGUUCAAGUAUAUUGGCAUGAUGAAGGCAAACCCUCCUGUCGAAUGGAUGCAUCAGGAAAUGAAGAAUAUGGCAGAAGUUGACUUCAGAUUCCGGCAAAAGUCUCCUGCAAGUCGUUUCACCAGUGGAACAAGCAGUGUCAUGCAAAAGCGAUUGCCGCGCAACUGGUUGCUCAGUAGUACAAGCAAAUUCAGAAAGUUUGAUGCCAAGGCAAUUGUUAAUGCUAUGCAAUUUCUUCGGGAGGACAAUUUCAGGCUAAUGUUGGUUGCUCAAGACUAUCCUGGAGAUUGGAAUCAGAAGGAAAAGUGGUACGGGACUGAUUACAAGAUUGAUCAGAUCCCAAGCGAUGUACUAUCUGACAUCCGCAAAGCUCUCAACUCCCCGAAUGAGAACAGAAUAGAAGAACUUCAUCUUCCCCACAAGAAUGAGUUCAUUCCCACCAAGCUGGACGUUGAAAAGCUGGAGGUUAAAGAACCUGCAAAGACGCCCAAGCUACUACGAAAUGACGACUUGGUACGACUGUGGUGGAAAAAGGAUGACACGUUUUGGGUUCCUAAAGCGAAUCUCAGCAUCAAGCUGCGAAAUCAGGUCACAUACGCCACUCCCUUGAAUUAUGUCAAAGCAACUCUUUUUGUCGAUCUCGUCAAGGACGCGCUUUCGACAUAUUCUUACGACGCAGAGAUCUCAGGUCUUUCCUACGACAUCUCGGCACAUAUGCUCGGUGUUGACAUUGGUGUCCAUGGCUACAACGAUAAGAUGGCCGUGCUACUGGAAAAGAUCCUCAUAACCAUCAGAGAUAUGGAGAUCCAGGCGGACAGAUUUGAUGUCAUCAAAGAACGAAUGGCACGGAAAUACAGAAACUGGGGCUAUCAACAACCAUACUAUCAGAUCGGCGACUACACCAGAUGGCUGUUGAAUGAGCGUUCUUGGAUGAAUGAUUCUUAUGCUGCCGAACUGCCUCAUGUAACUGUCGAGGAUGUCAAGGCCUUCGCACCUCAGAUCUUACAACAAGCGCAUAUCGAGAUUCUUGCUCACGGUAACUUGUACAAAGAGGAAGCCAAGAAGGUUGCUAAUUUGGUUGAGACCACAUUGAAGCCGCGUGCUCUACCUGCAUCGCAGUGGCAACUUCGGAGAAACAUGAUCAUUCCUCCAGGAAGCAAUUUCGUGUACAAGCACACUCUGGGCGAUCCUGCUAAUGUUAACCACGCCAUUGAGUAUUACCUGGAUGUGGGUCACGUGAUGGACUUAGCACUCCGAUCGAAACUUCAAUUAUUUGCACAGAUCACGGACGAACCUGCAUUUGACCAGUUGAGAACUAAGGAACAACUUGGCUAUGUGGUGUGGAGUGGUGUGAGACCAGCAGCCGUCACGAUGGGUUUCAGAGUACUCAUUCAGAGUGAGAGAGACCCAAGCUACCUUGAGUCACGGAUCAAUUCUUUCCUUCUCAAGAUCAAUACUGUUUUGGACUCGAUGUCGACCGAGGAUUUUGAAGGCCACAAGCGAAGCUUGGUCAACAAGCGGCUGGAGAAAUUGAAGAAUCUCGACUUUGAGACCAACCGCUUGUGGGCUUACAUCAGUGGCGAGUAUCUCAAUUUCCAUCAAGUCGAUCGGGAUGUGGUUGAAAUCCGGAAAUUGACCAAAGAUGAUAUCAAAGAAUUUUACGCCCAGUAUAUCAAUCCCGAAUCCGCCACAAGAGCCAAACUCUCAAUACAUCUUGAAGCCCAAGCAUCUUCAACACCGCCUGAGGUAUCUCCCGAAGAACAAAAAUCACAACUAGUCGGUCUGCUCGGACAGGUUCUAGGAUCACUUGGAGUUGAUGUUCAAGAGUCAGCUUUGAAGGAACAUUUCGAAUCGGUUGAAACAAGUGACGCACAAAGCAUUACCGCGGCAAUCAAGAAGUAUGUUGGUGAUUCAUUGCCAGCAGUCAAGCUGGCCGAGGUUAUGGAGCAGAUGAAGGAAGCUAUUGUUCAAGUCCAAGUGGCUCUGAAGCUCAAGCCUGUGGUUGCAGAGACCGAUGGAGCGGAAGUGGCUGCACAGAUCCCAGCCCCCGUAAUCAUCAAGGACGCAUAUCAAUGGAAGGCAGACUUACAGGUCAGCAAGGGUCCAGUGGCUGUGGCUGAUAUUCGGGACUUUGAAGACUUGGAAUCCAAGCUAUGA